This is a messenger RNA of Nannospalax galili (Upper Galilee mountains blind mole rat), 512 nucleotides long. Its product is annotated as BMP-binding endothelial regulator protein-like. The coding region runs from base 3 to 512 and encodes 169 amino acids. The transcript has 5 exons. Gene Ontology annotation, molecular function: protein binding. The record is from RefSeq and is a predicted model, not a curated record. NCBI's taxonomy places the organism in Eukaryota, Metazoa, Chordata, Mammalia, Rodentia, Spalacidae.
UCAUGGAUCCUCUCUGUCUGCUGCAGAAAAGCUUCUUUGAUGAAGGGGAGGCAGGACAGUGUGUGAGAGAAGUCUGUUCCAUUCUAUCUUGUGCCCAGCACCUUAGUCACACAGCCCCAGGACAGUGCUGCCCCAAAUGUUUGGGUCAGAGGAAAGUAUCUGACCUUCCUUUUGGGAGCUGCCUCUUUCAUAGUGAUGUUUAUGACAAUGGAUCCUCAUUUCUGUAUGACAACUAUACAACAUGUACCUGCAAGGACUCUACAAUGGUGUGUAAGAAGAAGUGCUCCCACCCUGGUGCCUGUGACAAAGAUGCAGAGGCCUGUUGUGAAGAGUGUCUCCUACAAGUGCCCCCAGAAGACGUCAAAGUGUGCAAGUUUGGUAACAAGAUUUUCCGGGAUGGAGAGAUGUGGUCCUCUGUCAACUGUACCAUCUGUGCUUGUGUGAAAGGCAAGACAGAAUGUCACAAGAAGCAGUGCAUUCCUAUCAGCAGCUGCCCACACGUUAUGUUUUGA